This is a messenger RNA of Symbiodinium natans, 1803 nucleotides long. The record is from the annotation of a GenBank genome assembly. Lineage: Eukaryota; Dinophyceae; Suessiales; Symbiodiniaceae.
AUGUUUCCUCUCGCUUGUGUCUCCUUGCUAUUGACACCUUUGGCUUUGGGAGUCGCAAAUGAGGAGCUCAGUGAUGGGUCGUGCGCCUUGUCUUUGCGAGCAGAGACACAGAGCUCACCGACCCCACUUCAGUUUGUUGGCGGACCAAGCAUCGAAGCCACAGAAUUUGUUCAAGCGUCACAAGUGCGCUCAAGGGACGACAUGCCUUCCACGAAAGACUGCCGAUGGGAACUCUUCGAGCAGCCUCUGUCGCACUUCGACCCUACAAAUGUUACGUUCCAGCAGCGGGUCUGCAUCUACGAUGGCUACGUCGAUGGAGAUGGUGGACCUAUCUUCUUCUACCCCGGGCAUGAGUCACCAGUCGACUUCUAUAUCAACAACACCGGGCUUAUGUGGGAGGUUGGGAAAGAGGUGGGUGCGCUACUUGUCUUUGCAGAGCACCGCUACGUUGGAGAAUCUUCCCCGACACUGACUGGAAUGAGUGGCUGCUUGAAGUACCUGACCACCGAGGAGGCAAUGGCAGACUUUGCCAAGAUCGCCUGGAAUCUCACGCGCGUCGCAACCGAAGAUGGCAGCUAUGCUGCGCCGACCUCCAAAAUCGUGGCUUUCGGGGGCUCCCAUGGCGCGCGGCUCUCAACUUUAAUGCGUCUCAAGUACCCGCACUUGAUUUCGGGCGCAAUCGCAUCCUCCAUGAUCGCCAACAACAUGGUGGACACGCCGAAGGAGGAGUGGGGCAAUUACUACAGGGUGAUUCGAAAAGGUAUGGACUUGGUGCCACACUGCGGAGAUGGCAUGAAUGGCUACCAGGAGAAGAAGGCCUCACUCAUUGCUCCCGUGCUAAAUGCUGCCAUACCGGGUCUUUGCAAGCCGGUGGAGACUGACAUGGAUCUCAUCGGCCUUCACCAAGCGCUUACAACAAACUACCUUGACAAGCUGGCACGGUCUAGCUUGCCUUUUGAGUCCAACUACAUGACCGCCGGAUCUUACUUGGAGAACCCUGUUGUGCUGCCUCCCUGGGCCCUCCAAGCCCUGUGUGAGAAGUUCAACGAGACGGCGGCAGGAGUCACCAUCACGGGCGACAUGGACAAGCUCAUCUACACAAUGAAGAUGAAGGGUGUGACCAUAGAGGUGGAUUGGGGCACCACGCUAAACAACGAGUACUCGGCUGAGGAGCUCAGCAAGAGUGGAAUGCCUGAACUCAUUGCUGCCAUACUUGCGGCACAGCAGAGCAUCUGGGGUGAGGGCAAGCACUCCUUCAUCCCUCAGCGAGUCAGCAUGCAAGGGCCUGCGGAUGUCUGCACAAGGGAGCUGAACAGCUCGAAGGCAUGGGGAGUGCUGGUCGCCAAUGACCUCAACUACGCUGCAGAGGCACCGCCAACCGGCUUGGUUUACUCAGCCCCGCCUUGGCAAAGCUUCGCGCGUGACUGGACAGUCAAGGAGAAGAUUCAGGAACAAGAAGCAGCCACAGCGAGGACAGUCCUGAAGUGGGCAACUGAGGAAGGGCUCCCAGGCGCGAGGCCGGGUAAAAUUGACUUGUAUGCCGACGAGUUCAAGUUCAGCCUCAAGAGCAUGGUUCGCGAGAUGUCGAAUGUCUUCUUCACGGUUGGUGAGCUGGACCCCUGGGGCGGGUCCGGCCUCACAGAAGAGAUGGCCAUACAGCAUCCGUCGAACGGGUUUGCCUUGAUCAAGCGCGGAGGGCAUCACGUCGACCUGUUUUUCAGCACCGACCAGGACUAUGAGGAACUCCGUCAGGUCCGGGAAGAUGAGAAACGGUUCAUCAAGAGCAUCAUAAAAGGAAAGUGA